Messenger RNA from Alnus glutinosa, 1145 nucleotides. Its product is annotated as peroxidase 6-like. Gene Ontology annotation, molecular function: heme binding; peroxidase activity. NCBI's taxonomy places the organism in Eukaryota, Viridiplantae, Streptophyta, Magnoliopsida, Fagales, Betulaceae. The coding region runs from base 122 to 1114 and encodes 330 amino acids. The transcript has a single exon. The record is from RefSeq and is a predicted model, not a curated record. Gene Ontology annotation, biological process: response to oxidative stress; hydrogen peroxide catabolic process.
UAAAUCCUCUCUUCCACAAUCCAUCCUCAAAAGCCCGAAUGUUUUUUUUACAUACACACCAUUCCCACAAACCCAAAAAACUAAGUUCCUUCAUCAUUUCCCUCCUCCAACAAGUCAAACCAUGGCAUUCCCUUUCAAUUUCCUCCUCUUCCUCCUUCCCUCUCUCACACUCCUUCCCCUCACAGAACCAAAGCUCUCUCUCAACUACUACGACAAGUCAUGCCCCAAGUUUUCACAAAUCAUUGAACAAGUCAUCACCGAUAAACAACUCAACACUCCUAGUACAGCCUCCGCCACCCUCCGCCUCUUCUUCCACGACUGCAUGGUCGGCGGCUGCGACGCCUCCAUCCUCAUCUCCUCCAACGCCUUCAAUAAAGCUGAGCGCGAUGCUGACAUCAAUCUCUCCCUCGCAGGCGACGGCUUUGACCUCGUUACGCGAGCCAAGACCGCCCUAGAGCUCGAAUGCCCCAGAAUCGUCUCAUGCGCCGACAUCCUUGCCACCGCCACACGUGACCUAAUCACCAUGGUUGGCGGACCCAACUACCCAAUUCGCCUCGGCCGAAAAGACAGCUUUGUAUCAAAAGUCGAGCACGUCGAUGGCAACAUUGCCAGACCCACCAUGUCAUUGUCCCAGAUUAUCUCAAUCUUCGCUUCCAAGAAACUCUCAGCCCAAGAAAUGGUAGUGUUGGUCGGAGCACAUACCAUUGGUUUUUGCCACUGCAAAGAGUUUAGCCACAGAAUCUACAACUUCAACAAGACCUUAAAGUAUGACCCUGCGUACAAUCCCAAGUACGCGGAGGGGUUGAGGAAGCUGUGCGCAAACUACACAAAGGACCCAGCGAUGGCGGCUUUUAACGACGCGAGGACGCCCAACAAGUUCGAUAAUAUGUACUUUCAAAAUCUGCAGAAAGGGUUGGGGCUAUUAGACUCGGACUCUGCACUGGCCAUCGACCAAAGGACGAAGCCGUACGUGGACAUGUAUGCAGCAAACGAGACUAAGUUCUUUCAAGAUUUCGCCCAUGCAAUGGAGAAGGUGAGCGUUUAUAAAGUCAAGACUGGACGAAAGGGAGAGGUGCGGCACAGAUGCGAUGCUUUCAACUCUAUUACAACUUGAAAUUCUCCAUCCUUGGUUUUCUUUUUCGUGU